AUGAAAGUGAAGGUCAAGAGCAUCGCUGGGGAUAACUUCGAAGUUGAGAUCGGAGGGAGUUCUACUGUGUUUGAUCUCAAGAAGGCAAUCAGUGAAGUGAAGCGGUACGACGUGACAGACGAAAUGCUGAGGGACUCAUCGAAAGGGAUGAAGAUCAUCCUGCAGGGUAAGAUCCUUGAUGAUUCUCAGACGAUCAGCUCGCUGGGUCCCAAGAUCUCUUUCUUCGUCAUGAUGCCCCCCGAAGGAGUCACCUUGAAGAAGGUUGAGGUCAGCAAGCCACAGGACCAGCCUGCAGUCACCUCGGGACUACAGAACAACACCAUUCUGAUGGGCGAGGACCUUGAGGCGAGUGUGCGGGAGAUCUGUGGUAUGGGCUUCGCGGAGUCCGAGGUCAGGCGCGCACUGCGGUUAGCGUUCAACAAUCCCGAUAGAGCCGUCGAGAUUCUCUACAAUGGAGCGAGUGACGAUGCGCAGCAGAUGCAGAAUGAACAGCCUGCGGAGCAGCAACAGCAACAGCAAGGAGCGUCUCCCGAGGCACCUUCUCAUGGCUCGAUGCCUUUGCGCUUCAACAUGGAUGCUCUUGCCGUCAACGCUAGUGAGGCAGGAGCAGGAGGGAAUCAGCUCGAGAUGCUAAGGAGAGAUCCUCAGUUUGCUUUCGUCAGGCACUGUGUGCAGAGUCAGCCAAGUCUGCUCCCGGAGCUCCUGCUGCAGAUAGGUCGAGUGAACCCGUCGUUGCUGGCUACCAUCAACCAGAACCAGGCCGAGUUCGUACGGAUCGUGAACGAGCCUGGGAUGCAGAACCCUCAAGAGCCAUCACAGCACACCAUUCAACUCACUAGGGAAGAACUUGACCAGGUCGAGCGACUAGAGCAGCUGGUGGUUCCAAUGGGCCUCGACCGUCAGGCAGUGCUGGAGGCUUGGCUGGCAUGUGAUAAGGACGAACAAUUAGCUGCAAACUACUUGUUGAACAACUUGGAAGACAUUCUAGCUUCCAGAGGAGGUUUUUGUUCUUGUUCCUCUUCUCCUUUGAUUUGCUUGUAG
This is a messenger RNA of Guillardia theta CCMP2712, 1041 nucleotides long. RefSeq lists its product as hypothetical. NCBI's taxonomy places the organism in Eukaryota, Cryptophyceae, Pyrenomonadales, Geminigeraceae. Gene Ontology annotation, cellular component: nucleoplasm; cytosol. Bases 1 to 1041 code for a protein of 346 amino acids. The transcript has 2 exons. Gene Ontology annotation, biological process: proteasome-mediated ubiquitin-dependent protein catabolic process; nucleotide-excision repair. The record is from RefSeq and is a predicted model, not a curated record. Gene Ontology annotation, molecular function: ubiquitin binding; proteasome binding; damaged DNA binding.